AUGCGAUUCGAGGGUUCCGCAUGGUUAAGCAUACGCGCGCGGUGCGCAGCGCUAUAUGCGAGGAGAAGGUUCAUGAUAUUUUCGUCUUGCACAGCCACUGCUGAGAAUCUGACGAAAUGGGUUCCGCUCGCAGUCAUGAUUUACAAGGACACGCGCUUAUCCUCCGCUCUCGAAAGCCAUGUCCUUGCCGUGAGGCUCAGCACUACCAUAGGCCGAAAAGUCAUUAUUCCUCGGCGUAUCGAUGUCAGGGAGUCCCAAGUCAUAGCCGUAGGUUGUAAAGGCAGAAUCAGCGAUUGGAUACUGUCGACCACGCUCAGCCUCUACACCAGGCGGGCCUGGUCUCUUCUUUGGAAGAUCAUUGAUAAGCGAUUGGACGGACACACGACGUACGUCGGGAGGCGACUGUGCUGA
Molecule: messenger RNA, 411 nt
Organism: Alternaria atra
Lineage: Eukaryota; Fungi; Ascomycota; Dothideomycetes; Pleosporales; Pleosporaceae
Exons: 4
Coding region: 1-411 (136 amino acids)
Source: RefSeq, a predicted model, not a curated record